Messenger RNA from Athene cunicularia (burrowing owl), 3358 nucleotides. It is a transcript of the gene NAPB, whose product is annotated as NSF attachment protein beta. The record is from RefSeq and is a predicted model, not a curated record. Gene Ontology annotation, molecular function: syntaxin binding; soluble NSF attachment protein activity. Gene Ontology annotation, biological process: regulation of synaptic vesicle priming; SNARE complex disassembly; synaptic transmission, glutamatergic. Gene Ontology annotation, cellular component: synaptobrevin 2-SNAP-25-syntaxin-1a complex; terminal bouton; vacuolar membrane. The transcript is spliced from 10 exons. Lineage: Eukaryota; Metazoa; Chordata; Aves; Strigiformes; Strigidae. Bases 16 to 897 code for a protein of 293 amino acids.
ACGUUGCCUGAGCACAUGGGAUUACAACACGCCAAGCCUUAUUUCAGCUCUCAGCCCCCGAUCCGUUCCAGUGUCACAUCAGGGGCUCUCUCGCUGCAUUUCAGGGGCAACACCAGAGUGGAGGAAGCCUGUGAAAUGUACACCAGGGCUGCCAACAUGUUCAAGAUCGCCAAAAACUGGAGCGCCGCAGGAAACGCGUUUUGUCAGGCGGCCAAGCUGCACAUGCAGCUGCAGAGCAAACACGACUCAGCCACCAGCUUCGUGGAUGCCGGGAACGCCUACAAAAAAGCAGACCCACAAGAGGCCAUCAACUGCUUAAAUGCAGCUAUUGAUAUCUACACUGACAUGGGGCGAUUCACUAUUGCUGCCAAGCACCACAUCACCAUUGCGGAGAUCUACGAGGCUGAGCUGGUAGAUAUCGAAAAGGCAAUUGCACACUACGAGCAGGCUGCAGACUAUUACAAAGGAGAGGAGUCUAACAGCUCAGCCAACAAGUGUCUGCUGAAGGUGGCUGCCUAUGCCGCGCAGCUGGAGCAGUACCAGAAGGCGAUAGAGAUCUAUGAGCAGGUUGGAACAAACACAAUGGAUAAUCCUUUACUGAAGUAUAGUGCGAAAGAGUAUUUCUUCAAAGCCGCUCUGUGCCACUUCAUUGUGGAUGAACUGAACGCAAAGCUUGCGCUUGAGAAAUACGAAGAAAUGUUCCCAGCAUUCACAGAUUCACGGGAGUGCAAGCUAUUGAAAAAACUGCUGGAAGCCCACGAGGAGCAGAACUGUGAGGCAUACACCGAGGCAGUUAAGGAAUUUGAUUCAAUAUCCCGGUUGGAUCAGUGGCUUACAACCAUGUUGCUUCGCAUCAAAAAGUCAAUCCAAGGAGAAGGGGAUGGGGAUCUGAAAUGAAUCGUGUGUGGUAUUUGUGGCAUGCAGCCUAAGUAAUCUGUUCUUGUGUUACAGCCAAGGACCAUUACAGGAUACCGGAUAAAAAAUCUCUAGCUUUAUUUUGUUGCUUACAGAUCCAAUGACUUGUGUGUUUCUUUAGUACCCUGCUCUUUGUUGUGACAACAUGGGUAGAUGAGAAGCGAUGCUCUGGGUGUCACUGGCAGAUCUUUCUGAGGGCAGAAAUUCUUUAUUGGUUUUGUUAGCUGAUGAAUCCAAAGUCUGCACUUGGAACUGCUGUUUUUUCCCACUGUUCUGUCUUAAGGCUCAGUACCAUUGAUUCCAGCAUGUAAAUAUUUUGUCAGUGCCAGUAAGGUACAAAUAACUGCUUCUGCUCUGUUGCUGUAUUGUUACCAUUUUCUGUUCCUAAAUGGACCACUGUCAGAGACACUUGGAUCUUGGUUUUUUAAAUGAUUGAGCUUUUCUAAUGGUGCUAGUGAAAGGCUUUGUGACUUGUAUAUACAGUGUGCAUGUGUGUGUAUACACCCUAUACAGAUACAUGUGUGCACAUAUAAAUACAGCAUACCUAAGGACCGCGCACUGAAGGCGUUACGUGCUAGGGGACAGGACUGCUUAGGUUGGUGACAGUUGUUGUGAGUAGACCUAGUUAAUGGUCUAUUUUGUAUUUCAGAUCUAAAUAUAAAAUGUAAGGUUCUCCUCUAUUUUCUUGGAUCUAUUUUUCCACUUUAUUUUGUGGUGCAUCCCAUCCCUCCUACCCCAAGAUAACUUGACCUGAGUAAUAAUCUAUUUUUCUAACUCUUCGUUUACAUGAACUCCCGCUGCCGUCUCUAGUACAGGUCUUCUGUGUGCGCCGGGCAGUACCCGUUCAAUUUCCAACCUCUUGGCGAAGCCGCCUCAUUCCUGGGAUGUGCAAAAGCACUGACCGAGACCUGAUGUUAUACAGAAACCUUGUUUCAGUUGUCUGGGUGACACUUGGAUCAAGCUUGCUUUGAAAAGGUGCAGAGACACUUAAAAAUUCCUGCAGUAAUUUUAGAAAUGUGGUUUUAAAUGUCUGCAACCAGGGCUCUUCCAUGCAGUGCUUUGUUUAACUAGAGGAUUGAGCUACUUUUUACUUCAUCUCUACAUAUUGAGAAGGGCUUGGGAGCCUCUGCAGUUUGUCAGCAGGAGUUGUCACUUAGUAUUUCUCUGCAAAGAAUGAAAAAGUAAUUAACUACCUGCUUUAAGUGGGUCCUCUUCCAUGGCCAGAGCAGGAACAUCAUGGUAGCUCCCAGCAGGCAGCUUUGGUGGGAACUGCCUAUUGUUUCUCUUGAAGUGAUAGUCUCUGGCAACCAAAAUGCCAGCUUUUGUACUUCUCAUCUGUUUGUUUUUAAUACAGGUAUUUUAGUUGACCGCAGUUUGGCUUAUGAAUCUAAAGGGUUUAGUUCUAUUAAAGUGGUACUUUACCACCAGCUUAUGAAAAAGAUGACCCAAAAACGCUCCUGGUACAUGCCAAAUUAAUUUUUGUGUUUUCCUGAUUGAUCUCACACUGGUCACUUAUUUUUGCAGACAUUAUGCUGUGCAUCCUAACUUGAUAGAGCAGGCCCGUGAGCUGUGCAGACCUGGCAAGGUGGGUGCACUGCAAAAGUUCUUCCAAGCAGCUUCAGUUUCUUAACUUCUCAGAUGAGCUUUUAAGGCUACAGCUCAUGCUAAACCUCAAAACCAUUACUUUAGCUUAGACCACUAUGUGUCACAUUGGUCCUUCCCACAAACUUGGCAAAGAAAUCCUUCAAAUUCAGUUUAAUGCAUGGUCCUCAUCUAUGUCCACACCUUGGCUCAGCAGAAGCAGGGACCUACUGCUGUUUUUCUGAGGGCCUCCUGUUCCUCUACCGGUGUCCUUCGCAUGCUUCUGCCACCUCCACUGGGCAGAAAAAAGGCAGAGUUUAGGCUGCAGCCAGCCUGGUAAGUAGGGGUUCCUACAGCUAAGCUGCAUGAGCUGCAGCUCUGAUCUCCUCACUGAACUGUGGUAAAAGGAUGGGGUUGGAACCAGUUUUGUUUGUUUCCAGGUUUACCUGGACUUGUGUCUAGCGCCUCUGGAGCCCCAGCAAAGGGAUGCACAGGCACUGAGGUUUACUUUUCUUAGCAUUAUACAGAACCAAGGUGAAGAUUUUAUGCCUUUUUUUUUUUUUUUGGUGUUCCCUUUUACUAUUGUCAGUAUUAGGCACAGUUGUGACAAGGUGCAGAGGGAGCUGGUGGAGCAGAAGCCCGUACCCAUGGGGUUGUGUGGUCUGUUACUGUGCUCUGGAGUAAUAUCAUUAAAAUACAACUGUUAGUUCUGUGUAAGUAAGCUACAGCAUGUCCUCCAGUGUAUCAGUGGUAAAUUGUGACAGUUCUAAAGUGACGAUCUGCCACUCUGCUGUAUUUUCCCCCUAGUACACCACUCUGUACUAUGAAAACUUACUAAUGAAAAGCCUUAGCAAGAAUAUAA